AUUUUACAGAUAGAGGGAUAUUGUAUUGGAAUUGAUCUUGGAACAACAUAUUCCUGCGUCGGAGUAUGGAAAGAUGACAGAGUGGAGAUUAUUCCUAACGAUAUGGGAAAUCGGACAACUCCUUCCGUCGUUGCCUUCACAGAAACUCACCGACUGAUUGGAGAGGCAGCGAAAGCUCAAAUCACGACGAACCCUCAAAACACCGUGUUUGACGCAAAACGACUCAUCGGACGCAAGUUCCAUGACCAAAUUGUUCAGAACGACCUCAAGCACUGGCCGUUUAAAUUGGUUGCCGAUGAGCACGACAAUCCCAUCAUUCAAGUCCAGUAUAUGGGCGAAACCAAAAACUUUACAUGCGAACAAAUCUCCUCCAUGGUUCUAAGCAAAAUGAAGCAGACAGCGGAGAAUUAUCUAGGCGAGAAGGUUACAAACGCAAUCAUCACCGUUCCUGCUUAUUUCAACGACAGCCAGCGUCAAUCAACGAAAGAUGCUGGCCUCAUCGCAGGCCUGAACGUUCUGCGUAUCAUCAACGAGCCGACAGCAGCAGCCCUGGCUUACGGACUGGACAAGCUGAGUCAGUCUGGAAGACGCUACGUGCUGAUCUUCGAUUUGGGCGGCGGGACGUUCGAUGUGUCUCUUCUGGCGAUCGAAAAAGGCUAUUUCGAAGUGCUGGCCACGAACGGAGACACCCAUCUGGGAGGCGAAGACUUCGACAACAACCUCGUGGACUUCUGCAUCAAGGAAUUCCGGCGGAAAUACCAUCGCGACCCCUCCAAAGCGCAGUCGUCCAUCCGCCGUUUGCGUUCGGCCUGCGAGCGAGCGAAGCGAAUCCUGAGCAGCGAAGUAUCAACGACUAUCGAAGUGGAGAGCAUGUACGACGGCCAAGAUCUCGUGCAGCCCAUUACGCGCGCCAAAUUCGAAGAGCUGAACUUAACUCUGUUUAAAAACACGCUGAACCCCGUGCGGAAAGUCCUCGCCGACGCCAAUCUGAACGUUCGCGACAUCCACGACGUCGUGCUGGUGGGCGGAUCGACGCGGAUCCCCAAGGUCCAGGAGCUGCUGAGCGAUUUCUUCAACGGAAAGCAGCUGUACAACUCGGUCGAUCAGGACGAAGCGGUUGCGUACGGCGCCGCGGUGCAGGGAUCGAUUCUGAUUGGCUCGUCGAAGGAGAUCUCGACGGAUCUGAUUCUGCUCGACGUGGUUCCGCUGUCGCUGGGCGUGGAAACCGCGGGAGGCGUGAUGACGAAGAUCAUUCCGCGGAACAGCACGAUUCCGACGCGACGCAUGAAAAUGUUCACGACGAACGAGGACUUCCAGGAGGAAGUGGAGGUGCAGGUGUUCGAAGGCGAGCGGCCGUUCACGAAAGACAACAACAAACUGGCGUCGUUUAUUCUGACGGGACUGCCGCAUGUGCUGAAGGGCGUGCCGCAUAUCGAAGUGACGUUCGAUAUCGAUUCGAAUGGAAUUCUGCAGGUGACGGCGGUGGAGAAUUCGACGGGAACGGAGGCGGCGAUCACGGUUAUCAACGAUAAAAAUCACUUGAAGCCGGAGGAAAUCGCGAAGAUGAUCGAGGACGCGGAGAUGUUCCAAGUGCAGGACGAGGAGAAGCAGGGCUCGUUGAAGAAGAAAUCAGAGCUGGAAACGUAUUUGUAUAAAGUGAAUAAAAUGCUGCGGAAGUCGGAGAUAAAGAAGAGCAUGCCCAAGGAGAUGAGGGACGCGCUGCGAGGCGAGAUUGGAGACAUCCUCGAUUGGAUUGAGGAGAAUCCCGAGGAGAAGGGGGAAGUGUAUGAGAAGAGGAUGAGGGAAUUCGAAAGAAAGGCGGAGUUGAAGAUUGCGCCAUUUCGUGUUUUUGAUGACGACUUUAAACCGUAUAUGGUGUUGGAGAAUGGGGCAAUUAUCGAUCGGCUGGACUAGAUCAGUUUUAAACACUAUUCGUUUU
Molecule: messenger RNA, 1939 nt
Organism: Blastocystis hominis
Lineage: Eukaryota; Bigyra; Opalinata; Blastocystidae
Exons: 9
Coding region: 103-1914 (603 amino acids)
Biological process (GO): cellular response to unfolded protein; protein refolding
Cellular component (GO): cytoplasm
Molecular function (GO): ATP hydrolysis activity; heat shock protein binding; misfolded protein binding
Source: RefSeq, a predicted model, not a curated record